UCGUCCAACACUUGUAUAGACGUCGUUAUGGCAGCCCAUGCUACUGAGCUUGAAAUUGCCAAGAAACAUUUAACUGACGCAAUUGGUGAUAAUGUUAAACAUUACUGGGCGAACUUGAAACUGUGGUUCAAACACAAGAUAAGCAAGGAAGAGUUUGACAUCGAGGCUCGUCGCCUUUUGGCACAAGACAACGUUCAUGUCCACAAUGACUUUCUCCUGGCCAUUCUCACACGUUGUCAGAUAAUCGUCUCCACACCAGAGGGUGCUGGAUCUUUGCAGUGGGCAGGUAGCUCAGCCUCCAAGCCUGGCAAGCCUGCCAAAGGAAAUAAGAAGUUCUCCUUCAGACAGAAAUUUGAUCAUCGCUUCCAGCCCCAGAACCCUCUGAGUGCGGCCCAGGCCUUCAGCCCGCGGGAGGUUGGGAGUGAGGAAGAGGAGCUGAGACUUAGUGCCCACACCCUGUUGCUGCCCACCCGGGGCCAGCUGGAGGCCCGCAUGAUGGUCACCGCUUUUGAGCUGGGCCUGGACAACGUCACGGAGGACGCCGUCAGCACCAUGGUCCACGCAGUGGAGAACCAACUGAAGGACAUGCUGACUGCUGUGGUGUCCAGGAGGAAGGCCUACCGAGUGCGUGAUGGACACUUCCCCUACGCCUUCGGCAGUGAUGUCACCCCCCAGCCCUACUUGAAGAACAGCCUGGCAGCCUACCACAUUGUCACAGAUUGCCCACCUCACAGUGCAUCUCGUCUGGCCGGCCUGCCCCCUCAGCUAUUACAAGACGAUGCUGAGCAGCAGGCUGCUCUCCUAUUGGCCUGUUCUGGUGACCGUCUCCUUGCGCCCCUCCCUCCGAUCAGCAUGUUUGAUCUCCUGGAAGCGUUACAGGUCCACCGAGGUGUGAUGCCCUCUCACACCAUGUAUGCCCUGAACAUGGAACGGAUUCUGUCCCGGCUGUGGCAUCCUAGUCACGAGGAACUGGAGCAGGACCGUGUGCACCGCCAACGCCUCGCAGGGAACGAUGGUCUGCUCGUCAGCUGAGACACACACACAGACAGUCUGGUGGAUAGACAGGCAGAUUGUUGUGGGGGUAUGGCUGAGACAAAUGGAGAGUUUAACACACAGUGUUGAGGCAUCCAUAUGGCCCCUAAACCCUGCCUUGAAGCAGAGCAAGAGGAUGAUAUCGAAGACUGGAUUUCCACUCCACUAGGUCUACUCCGUAGAGGCUCUGCAACCGCUUCACCACGCACCACUUUACACUAGUGUCAAUAACGUUUUCGAACGCUUGGUAGAGUGCAAACCCAGCCUAAGAUGCACAGAGCUGUGCUGUAAUGAAAAGGAAGGAAGGAAGGAAUGAAGGCCCAGUGUGGUGUGGUCACGGACAGCUUGUUAUGGCACUAACAUGUCUACACAGGUGCGCACACAGUGAUAUCUCUCCCAUAGCCUCUCUGACCCUCCUUUAAAUGCACCGUUAGUGAUGUUAAUACGUUUGAGGUGUGCAUUUCUGACCUGGUGGGUUUAUUUUGUCAGUUAAUUUGUUUGAUAGAAUAGUGUUACAUUUGUUGUAUUUCCCAAGCCUCUGUGUACAAAUGUUGCAGCCUUAUUAUUGCGAUAUUAACAUGCUCUUGUAGAGUUAUGCCUGAGUAGUACACUUGGGUCCUUGUUCACUGUACUUUGUCAGAGCAAUGCAUGCAUUAGUAUGCAUACAAAUAUGUAUGUGUGUGUGUGUGUGUGUGUAUAUUGUUUAGUUAUUAUUAUUUUUACACCAGCGAUCUUGUUUAAUAUCAAAGUCCACUUGACCAAUAGUAUUUACUCUAGUAUCUUAUGGUGCCACUGUUGCCAAUGACAUCUACAGUGCCACCAACUGGUCUGGUGCAGCCAUCUAAGGUUGCAGUGACUUUAUGUUCACACAGCUUGUAAGGACAUAUACGUAAGGUUUACUUACCAAGAUUCAUGGCCCAUGUCCAUCGGUUCAGUUCUUUAUAGCCCUGGUGUGAUAUGGUGCCAUCUUGUGGUGCAGUGUGGCCGACUUUGAAUGCAGCAACUAAUCAUUGUCAAAUUCAUUAGGCUAAUUCAUUGACUCCAGAUUUGGUAUAUAGACUCAAUCUGACUUCAUGAGUUCAUGAGAAUAUGUUUUAAGUAUUAUUAGCAUAUGUGCUAACAUGCAUCUAUAGGUUCAUCUUAAGGACGUCCAUGAUGCGUUUCAAGUUGAAGGCCACUUUGUAGUGGCUUUACAGUGGUUUAAAUGGACACGUCAAAUCUGAUUUUUGAUUUGUUAACUCUGCCAUCUUUUUACCAAUCCCUUUAGCUUUUCUCAAGCUAAGUUAAGAUGUAGCAUGGGCCAACAUUCCACAUUUGGUGUCAUGGUUCAUGAGAAGAUUUCUUUGAAGUUAUUAUAUUUUUGUUUUUCCACAUUUUAGCAUGUGCUAAUAUGCAUCUAUUGGUAUAGAGUGGCCAUCUUUGAAUGCAUUAAUGUUAUUUUCUCAAACUGUUUAGGGACUGUUUUGAUGAUUCAAAAUACCAAAUUCUGAGUGUAUCAGACUUUCAGUCCAGGUGAAGAUUAUUUUAUGAUUACUUUAAACAUUAGCCUUACAUAGUCAAAGUGAAUUGUUAAUAGUUUCCUAACUUUAAAGAUAUCAAAGCCAAACUUAACAUGGUUCAUCAUGGUAAUGUAUUUGAUGACCCUACAAAGUUGAUAGGCCAUUGUGGAUUUACAAAGGUUUUAAAUGGACAUGUAAAAUCUUGAUUUCCUGAUUUAUCAAUAACUCCGCCAUCUUGUCACCAAUCCCUUAGUUUGAGAAAAACUAAGUUAAUAAGAGAUGGUAUAAUUUGGAUUUAUGGUUCAUGAGAAGUUUUUCAAAGAUUUUUCAAAAUGUCCAAGAUGGAGGAAAAUCUAUCCUGAGGGACCGUAUGGGUUCUUAAGGCAAAUUUGUUCAGCAUAGCUUUGCUGUGAAUCCCUUAUAAUAAUAGUAAACAGUAUGGCAGCAUCAUAAGUGGUGUGCAAGUGUCCGUGUAGGCGUGAUAGUCCUGUUUACAUGUAUAUUGGCCUAAAACAUGACUGGUAGCAGGGAUAUAUAUAACUACUUAUGGUAAUAUACUAAUGGUAUUAUAUACGGUGCAUUUGGAAAGUAUUCAGACCCCUUGACUUUUUCCACAUUUUGUUACGUUACAGCCUUAUUCUAAAAUUGUUUUGUUUUUUAGAAAAUCCUCAGUCUACACACAUUACCCCAUAAUGACAAAGUGAAAACAGGUUUUUAGAUUUUUUUUUGUGCAAAUGUAUUAAAAAUAAAACAUACCUUUUUUAUUUAAAGUA
Messenger RNA from Oncorhynchus masou masou (cherry salmon), 3304 nucleotides. RefSeq names its product transcriptional adapter 1-like. The coding region runs from base 28 to 1032 and encodes 334 amino acids. The record is from RefSeq and is a predicted model, not a curated record. The transcript is spliced from 8 exons. Gene Ontology annotation, cellular component: SAGA complex. NCBI's taxonomy places the organism in Eukaryota, Metazoa, Chordata, Actinopteri, Salmoniformes, Salmonidae. Gene Ontology annotation, molecular function: transcription coactivator activity. Gene Ontology annotation, biological process: regulation of transcription by RNA polymerase II.